Molecule: messenger RNA, 2648 nt
Organism: Pungitius pungitius (ninespine stickleback)
Lineage: Eukaryota; Metazoa; Chordata; Actinopteri; Perciformes; Gasterosteidae
Gene: tmcc2
Product: transmembrane and coiled-coil domain family 2
Exons: 5
Coding region: 287-1822 (511 amino acids)
Biological process (GO): amyloid precursor protein metabolic process
Cellular component (GO): endomembrane system
Source: RefSeq, a predicted model, not a curated record
AGAGAGAGGGAAGGAAGAAUAGAUCAGUGAAUUAGAGGGAGGGGUGAGUGGGAGAGAGGGAGGGAGGGAGAGAGGGAGGCUGCAGAUAUCGAUGGCUUUAACAAUGGAGCGGUAGGAACCCGUGAGGUGAUAGUCAGCCAUAUAAAGGCUGGGGGCAGAGAUAUUUGAGGAGGGGAGCUCCUCCUCGGUGAGCUCUGGGGGAGGAGGAGGAGGAGGAGGCAGGAGGAGGAGGAUGGGCCUCGAACACAGACUCGCAAUGGCACUGCAAAAAUUGGAUUAAAGCAGUAUGCUGGACAAGAGCGAGGUGGCAACUCUUGGCCUACCCUCCACCACCAGCCAUGGAGGCUCCGACAGUAACAUCAGUGCGGACGCAGCGCCAGCCACAGCAUCGACAGCAGCAUCAUCAUCAGCAGCAUCAGCAUCAGCAGCAUCAUCAGCAGCAGCAGCAACAGUGUCGUCCGGGGUCAUGGCCUGCGGGGGUGCAGAGGGUUUUGGGGUUGGCGAGCCACAGCGGACACGUGCUGCCCUGGAGCAUCUGCAGCAGAAGGUCCUAAAGGUCACCGAGCAGAUUCGCGUAGAGCAGGAGGCCCGCGACGACAACGUCGCCGAGUACCUGAAGUUGGCCCACAACGCGGACAAGCAGCAAGCGUCCCGGAUCAAGCAGGUGUUUGAGAAGAAGAACCAGAAGUCUGCGCAGACCAUCGCACACUUGCACAAGAAGCUAGAGCACUACCACAAAAAACUAAAGGAGAUAGAGCAGAAUGGGCCGGCCCGGCAGCCUAAAGAUGUCCUGCGGGACAUGCAGCAGGGAUUGAAGGACGUCGGCGCUAAUGUUCGCGCCGGCAUAAGCGGCUUCGGGGGUGGAGUGGUCGAAGGGGUCAAAGGUGGAGUGACGGCCCUCACUCACAAGGCCGUGGUCUCCAAGCCAAGGGAGUUUGCCAGUCUCAUCAGGAACAAGUUCGGCAGCGCAGACAACAUCGCUCACCUGAAGGACUCGCUGGAGGACGGAGUCAGGGGCCACUCCGAGGACACCCUGACACCUCGCGCGCUCAGCGGAAGUGCCACUCUGGUCUCCAGCCCAAAGUACGGCAGCGACGACGAGUGCUCCAGCGCCACGUCCGGCUCCGCGGCGGGCAGUAAUUCAGGUGGUGCAGGGGGAGGAGGAGGAGGAGGAGGACUGUUAGGACCGACCAUGGGCAGCCCCAGGCUGGACGGACACCACCACCACCACCAUCACAUGCACAGCUCCUGGGACUCUCUGCUGGAGGGGCUGCAGGAGAUCAAAGCCAGUCAGUCGCACAUGGAGGACGCCAUGGAGGAUAUGAAGGGUCAGCUGCAGAGCGACUACGCCUACAUGACACAGUGCCUGCAAGAAGAAAGAUACAGGUACGAGCGACUUGAAGAACAACUGAAUGACUUGACGGAGCUCCACCAGAAUGAGAUGACCAACCUGAAACAGGAGCUCGCCAGCAUGGAGGAAAAGGUCGCCUACCAGUCCUACGAGAGAGCCAGAGACAUUCAGGAGGCCGUGGAGUCGUGCCUGACUCGCAUCACCAAGCUGGAGCUGCAGCAGCAGCAGCAGCAGGUCGUCCAGUUGGAGGGGGUGGAGAACGCCAACGCGCGAGCUCUGCUGGGAAAACUCAUCAACGUCAUCCUGGCGCUGAUGGCCGUGCUGCUGGUGUUCGUGUCCACCUUGGCCAACUUCAUCACGCCGCUGAUGAAGACCCGGGGCCGGGUGGCCUCCACCGUCCUGCUGACCCUGCUGCUGUUCGUCCUGUGGAAGCAGUGGGACUUUGUGGAGCCGUGGCUGCAGCCCAGCUGAAGUUCCCCUGGAGUGACUGAAAUAGAAUGAGGGGCCCCGCUGCGCUGAUGAAGAAACAUGGCACUUUUGGAUGGAUUUGGACAGGGUUGCUCCUGCAGGGAGUUCCCAUGGCUGUUUACAGUGAGAAGGAUUAACAACAAGAAAAACUCUCUGCUUGCCAGUUAGGAGACGGAGGACAUCAUCUUAUCUCGUCCACGUCUGCUGGUGUUGAUGACCAAUCAUCGAUUACGUUGCUGUCACCAAAAACUGAGUUCCUCUCAAGGAAUCUUUGGAUCGCCUUUUUCUAAAUAUUUAUGAAACAUGGAUUAAAAGGACUAGAGCAACUUAAUAAUUAAAAAUGCUGAUCAUGUUUGCCUUCAUGUUGAAGCUAUAUUAUAUUUGAGAGGAAAACGUUUUUUCAUGAAUGUUAUUGCUCAUGCAUGUUGUCAUAUGUGCACUAAGAUGCAUCUAGCCGGCAUGAGUUAACAUUUCCUUAAUGACUAAAUAAAUCUUUAACUGCUGUUUGGCUGUCAGGAGUACAGUGCAGGUAUGUUGUCUUAUAUCCUGUGGAAGCAGUGCUUUUAGACACAUUUCUUCUUUUGUCUUUUUCUCAAAAUCGAAUGAGCUGAAUAAAAUAAGCCGCGACAAAUUCAAAGUAAUAAUUCCACCAUGUAAAAUCUGCUUUGUGCAUAAACGCUAUUUCAUGAUCACUAUUGUAGAACUGGUACUGACCAGUGUCAAAUUAAUGGCAUGCCAAAUUGUAUCAAAGUUUAUAUCCAGUUUGCAAAAAAUAAUUACUGCAGUUUUAAACAAUGUAAGAAAUAAAUGAUUUCAUAUAUCAAGCUGA